GAUGACGUCAGGGGGAAAACGGUCGCAGAUGAUGCCAGCCCUGUUUAGGCAAUUCAGACGCCUUUCAAUCAGUCUCUACAGGUCUGUCGGAUGAAGACGAGAGAUGUCACUGAAGCUGCAGGGAGCGUUUCCACCGUAAGCGAAGACAAGACGACACAAAGCAAUAGCCGGGGGCAAUAACUGCACACACUCUCAAAUGGAAGCUCCCCAGUAUAACCAGUCUUAGAUACUGGCAGCUGAGGGUUUGCUGCAAUUUCAUCAAUUUCCUGAAUGACCAGAGGGCAUGUUCCAAACAUAACUUUACCCUCAGUGAUGCUCAGAGACUGGGACGUUCAUCCCGAAAGUCCCAGCGGCCGCCGCAUUUCACUGGAUAUGAAACAUUCAGACGAUGAACGUUGGUUUCAUGUCUCCCAGCGGCGUGAAUCACUAAAAGAUACAUGGAAACGGAUCAGUACCGCAUACCUCCGUCCUGGGACCCCUCCUCUUCUCCUCCUGCUUGCCCUCCCUUACCUCUGCUAUGCCGAUAACACCCAGCUAUUCCUGUCCUCUUCCCCAUCCGACACUCAGACUUCACAGACACUGUUUCUGCAGAGGGGAGACAUGACGGGAGAGGCCUUUGAUCGCCGCCAGCUGAAGGGUGGCUCCAGUGUCUGCAAAACAACACAGAUAUCGUUACACAGUCUCAUUAAGAUAUAUUUCGCCCUGGCAGCACGUGCAACUAUACUUCUUCUGUAUACCAGUGGCAGGACCUCUGCCUUUCAGCGUCAUCUGGUGGCGAACCACAGCAACAGCAGCAAUGUAUUUCAAGAAUCGAGGCCCUUGAGAUCUGAGGUCCCUUGGGCACCAGACUAAUUAUCACACACCUAGUGGCUCUUAGAGGAAACUGCAGCUGAAAACACAUUUCUGACCAUGGGACACAUGUUGCACUGAGCAGCCUGCAACUAAAGACCCACUCAACUUUGGAACUGAAGAAGUGGUGAAAGAAAAGAGAAGAAUCCGAGCUCACAGUCUGUGUCAGUUUUACCUUCAGUUCUCUUCAUCUUGCAAAUCAGACAUGUGGUUGAGUUGGUUCUGUUCCUAUGAAGACAAAAAAAGCAAAACCACACAUUUUGGUUGUUAUUAUAUAAAAAAAUGGCUUUUGUUGCACACAAUUCUUUGCAGGUUAUUGUUGGUUUAAUGUUCUUAUGUAAUUUUCGUAUUAAUAUCAGUUGGCAGUGUGAUUAUCCUCCAUUCAUCAUCUAAUCUUUUCUUCAUCUAUAUUCCUAAAACUUGAUCCCUGCUCAAUGAGACAUCCCUCACAAUUCAGUGAACGGCACAUCAUCAUCAUCAUCAUCAUCAUCAUCAUCAUCAUCAUCAUCAUCCUCUGCGUGCUUUCGGCUGCUGUGGGCGGGUACUCUAGUUCCUCUUAUUAGACUGAGGAGCCUGCAGCUAUCACCAGUCCGGCAGUGAACUCUCCACCUCAGAGACAGACCGGGAGAGACGCACGGCAGACAAGACAGGAGCGGUGCAGCAGGAUCCAGAUGACCCUUUUCUCGUCUCUUGUGGCGCCCUCAGUCAAAACCCAGAUACAAUGCACUGCCAUUUUGGAAGCUGCCAAGUCACAGCCUGCAUUGAUUCCCAAAACUGGGGUUAACUACAAAAGAUCGAAAAGUUGGAAGACUACUAUAAGGAACAAUUAUCUUACACCUUCCCUUUAUGUUUGCUUUAUGUUGUAUAUAUAAAAAUGUGCAGAUAAAGGUAUAUGAUUAUUUUUGUUGCCCGCCUACAAAGCUGAGUAGCACUGACUGGCCACUGUUUGACACCCAGGUCAAAUUUAAAGAGGUAAUCAAGGGCAAAGAUUGCGCAUCAGGAAACAACAGUUCAAAUAGCUCAGAAGUUAACAGAGUUUUGUUUAACAGCCACAAAAGUGUUCAAACAUGGCCAGGGCUGCUACUCUGGAAGUGGCAGACAUCAUUGUUGUAGCAAUCUACUUCAUCCUGGUGCUAGCGAUUGGCUUUCUGGCCAUGUGGAAAGCCAAUCGGAGCACAGUGAGCGGCUACUUCCUCGCAGGUCGCUCCAUGAAUUGGGCGGCCAUAGGAGCCUCUCUAUUUGUCAGCAACAUAGGAAGUGAGCAUUUUAUUGGGCUUGCUGGAUCUGGUGCGGCUAGUGGGUUCAGCGUGGCUGCAUGGGAAUUCAACGCCCUAUUGUUACUCCAGUUGUUAGGCUGGAUGUUUAUCCCUGUCUAUAUUCUGUCUGGAGUUUACACCAUGCCAGAGUAUCUGUCCAGACGGUACGGAGGGAGGCGACUGAAGGUGUAUUUCGCCGCGUUAUCUCUCAUCCUCUACAUCUUCACCAAGUUGUCCGUGGACCUCUAUGCAGGGGCCUUGUUUAUCAAGGAAUCUUUAGGGUGGAACCUCUAUUUGUCAAUCAUCCUGCUCAUCACCAUGACUGCUUUGCUGACAGUCACCGGAGGUCUGGUUGCCGUCAUCUACACCGAUACAGUCCAAGCAUUCCUGAUGAUCGCUGGAGCGCUCUGUCUGACCAUCAUCAGCCUCUUCAAAGUGGGAGGACUUGAAGGGAUGAUGAUCAAGUACAUGCAGGCCACUCCAAACAUCACUGCCAUUUCGCAGUCUUUUCCCAACCUGACGGACCCUGAAUCCUGCCACCUCCACCUCAACCCGAAGCCAGAUGCGCUGAAGAUCCUACGAGGCCCAAGGGAUCCAGACCUGCCUUGGCCUGGUUUUCUGCUGGGCCAGACUCCUGCUUCUAUUUGGUACUGGUGUACUGAUCAAGUAAUUGUCCAGCGAGUUCUGGCAGCCAAGAACAUCGCCCAUGCCAAAGGUUCCACCCUCAUGGCUGGCUUCCUGAAAAUCCUCCCUAUGUUUAUCAUUGUCAUCCCAGGGAUGAUUUCCAGGAUCCUCUUUGCCGAUGAGUUGGCGUGUAUCAGUCCAGAGCACUGCAUGGAAGUGUGCGAGUCCGCGGCCGGCUGUAGCAACGUGGCCUACCCGCGGCUCGUCAUGUCCGUGAUGCCUGUUGGUCUCCGCGGCCUGAUGAUGGCGGUCAUGAUCGCAGCUCUAAUGAGCGACUUGGACUCCAUUUUCAACUCAGCAAGCACCAUAUUCACGCUGGACAUUUACAAGAUGCUACGGAAGCGGGUGUCACCCAGAGAGCUGGUGAUAGUCGGCAGACUGUUUGUGGUUUUUAUGGUGAUCAUCAGCAUUGCCUGGGUGCCAGUAAUCAUUGAGAUGCAGGGAGGCCAGAUGUUCUACUACAUCCAAGAAGUAUCAGAUUAUCUGACGCCACCCAUAGCCGCUCUCUUCUUGCUUGGUGUCCUGUGCCAUCGCUGCAAUGAGACGGGUGCCUUUUGGGGUGGGAUGGUCGGGUUUGCACUCGGAGCACUGCGACUGGUGCUGGCGUUUGUUUACCGUGAACCACACUGCGACCAGCCAGAUGAGCGGCCGUCUUUCAUCAAAGAUGUCCAUUUCAUGUAUGUGGCAGCCAUCUUGUUUUGGGUGUCAGCCUUGGUGACUGUUGUUGUGAGUCUCUGCACUCCUCCCCCGAGAAGAGAACAAAUCAGAACAACUACUCUGUGGGGGUUAAACAAGAGAAAGAGGCUAAAACAGCAAGGAAAAGCUGCAGAAGACACCAAUACUCUUAAGCCUCUUAACCAAGAAACCUUAAAUGGAAACUGUUUGCUUGGUAAAGAAAAGUCUGAAGACCAGCCAAACAAGCUCCAUGGCAUUGAGCCCAAUCAUGAAAAUGCUCAACCAAGCAAUGGUCAUGCUAUCACAGCCACUAACAUGGAAACCCAACAUCCAGCUCAGAACGGUUGCUAUGCACUGAGAACUGAUCCCAAAAUGGUAGAGGAAGGAGAAGGGCGAGGAGUGAGGGAUGGGGAGGAGGAGGAGGAGGGCUACUUUGGAGGAUGGGAAGUGGAGGGUGGGAGGUGUUUGAAGGUUUUAGAGUGGUUCUGUGGUUUCCAUGAGAAACCAUCCAAAGCUCAGGUCAUUACAGUUCAGGAACAGGAGAAGAUUGUGGAUGAGCUUCUCUACGAACCUCCACGAGCCAGAAUCAUCCUGAACACAGGACUGGUGGUGAUUUGCUCUGUAGGGAUCUUUCUCUUUAUCUAUUUCUCCUUAUAGGCUCCAUUAAGCAGCGGGUCAUGUUUUAUCCUACAGUUUUUUUUUUCUCCACUUUUCUUUUUCACAGUAUGGUGAACAGGAAUACUGCUCGUCCGCUUCAGGAGAACAUCAUCAAAUUAUAGCUCUUCUUUUUAUACUGUGGUAUUUUCCAUGUAACCUACACAACAAAAACAUCAUGUUACAUAGAUUAUUUGUUAAAAGAAAUACACAAACUUGGUCCCAUUGGUAACACUUUAGCAUGCCGUAGACCAACUUUACAAAAAGUGACAGUUUCCUAAAGCUGAAGGAUACUACGUCAUUGAAGUUACAGCAUACAGGCCUAUAACUUUAUGACUGCGCAUCCAAAUCCAAAUCGUAACAAGUUACAAGUUCUCAACUAAAUUCUUAACUGAAUUUACAUUUGACUGUGACAUAUAUUCUUUUGUUGUGUACAGAUACAGUAAUAUAUUCUUGAAUUUGUCCCCAUGGGGAUGUUUUCACGAUAUGAAAAUUCAUAGUGAAUGUGAAAUCUGCAGUGACUUUGCCUUAAUUUUCAUUUUACUGGAAAUGUGUAACUUAUCCUAUUAUGUUUUCUUUUUUGGUCUUUUGUAUGUAAACGGACAGUCGUUUUCAACACAUCAGAGAGUAUGAGAGAAUAUCUUGUUAUUAUAGCACAUACACAUGAAGCAUGUUGUAGGCGAUCUGCUCAUGCUCAAAGUGUUCAAAAACAAUACAACAUGUUUUGUAGACCUCAAGCGGUGUCUUCCACUCAUGUAGUUUAAAGUUUUAGAAACGUAAUUGUGAAUGAUGUUAUUAUGUCUAUUUGUAAGAAAUGAUAUUAAGCCUGAUUACAGAUAUGAAGGGGAGCGAUUUGCAUAAAUUACAACCUAUUCUAUGCAGGAGAAACUGAUCAAGUCAAGCCUGUUGUGGAUUUUCUCAGGAAUAAUCUGAGGUGCCGGUUCUAGAUUGUCUUCCUACAUUUUGACACUUCGUACACCAUCUGUUUUGCACAAUAAAAAUAAGGAUGGAACUACCGACA
Messenger RNA from Seriola aureovittata, 5139 nucleotides. Its product is annotated as sodium/myo-inositol cotransporter-like. Gene Ontology annotation, cellular component: plasma membrane. NCBI's taxonomy places the organism in Eukaryota, Metazoa, Chordata, Actinopteri, Carangiformes, Carangidae. Bases 1917 to 4121 code for a protein of 734 amino acids. Gene Ontology annotation, biological process: myo-inositol transport; transmembrane transport; inositol metabolic process. The transcript is spliced from 12 exons. Gene Ontology annotation, molecular function: D-glucose:sodium symporter activity. The record is from RefSeq and is a predicted model, not a curated record.